Daucus carota subsp. sativus is the source of this 693-nucleotide messenger RNA. Its product is annotated as proline-rich extensin-like protein EPR1. The coding region runs from base 1 to 693 and encodes 230 amino acids. The record is from RefSeq and is a predicted model, not a curated record. The transcript has 2 exons. NCBI's taxonomy places the organism in Eukaryota, Viridiplantae, Streptophyta, Magnoliopsida, Apiales, Apiaceae.
AUGAAAUGCAACAAGAGUCCACUUUAUGUUUUCAUGAAAGCUUUGGUCCCUUAUGGUGAAUCUCAGUAUGAAGAUGAAAAGCUGCCUGUGAAGCGUACAUGGCCUUUAUUCCCAUUCCCCAUACCACACUUUCAAUUACCGCAUUACUUCACGGCGCCGAAGAAGCCAGUUAUUAGCCCUGAUUGCAUCAAGGCAAAGUUGGCUUUGUCAGACUGUGUGAAGGAAAAGCUGGUUUCAGCAUGGUAUUCGGCGCCUCUUGUCAAAGAUUGUUGUCAUCCGAUUGCUAACCACAAGAAGAGCUGCCCUGAUUUUAUUGUCAAGAUUGAUGAGCUUUUGAUCCCACAUUACAUGAUGAGUACUUGUCAUGCUCCUAAUCACUCCGGUAAGCAUGCUGAUGUCCCUUCGGCUAGCCCUCCUACUGGUCCACCACCAAAAGGUCCCGUUGGUCCAUCACCAAAAGGUCCAGUUGGUCCAUCACCAUCACCAAAAGGUCCACCAUCAAAACCAAAAGGUCCUGUUGGUCCGCCAUCAGAACCAAAAGGUCCUGUUAGUCCACCACCAAAAAGUCCACCAUCAAAACCAAAAGGUCCUGUUAGUCCACCACCAAAAGGUCCACCAUCAAAACCAAAAGGUCCUGUUGGUCCACCACCAAAACCAAAAGGUCCUACGCCGCCCAUUGAUAGCACUACUUAA